UGGAAACAAGGAAGUGCAAAGUACAACUAAACAAAUGGACUUCAACUGUCAGCCUCGAUGACACCCGGCCUGUAAAAUCAAUCUGCAAGGAAAAAGGCAUAAAAGAAGAAAGUCAGGGAGCAAACGAAAGAUUAAAUCAAUUCAGAAAGCCAUUAGAGAGAAGAAGCGCCACAAAAAGGAAGGAAGGAGUUGGUAACAGUGCAUGAGAGAGUGAGAGAGGGAGGGACAUAUGACAGGCUUAUAUACACUGUCAGGACAACCUGCUCUUCAAAGCACCUAAAACUGUUUACAUUUCGAGAGCGAGGAGAAGCAAAGAGGGCAGAGGAACAUUUGAAAAAGGAAGAUGGUUCGGUGGUUCCACAGAGAUCUGUCUGGAAUAGACGCAGAGUCCGUUUUGAAGACACGAGGUGUCCAUGGCAGCUUCCUGGCUCGACCCAGCAAGAAGAAUGUGGGCGAUUUCUCCUUGUCCGUUAGAGUGGGAGAGCUAGUCACACACAUUAGGAUUCAGAACACGGGUGAUUACUAUGACCUGUACGGCGGGGAGAAGUUUGCCACGUUGGCCGAGUUGGUGGAAUACUACACCGGAGAUCAUGGAACCCUACAGGAUAAAGAUGGGACCAUUAUUGAGCUCAGAUACCCUUUAAACUGUUCUGAUCCCACCACUGAGAGGUGGUACCAUGGCCACUUAUCGGGUCCAAACGCUGAGAAGCUGCUCAGAGAGCGAAAUGAGCCCGGGACAUUCCUGGUGAGGGAGUCGCUCUCCAAACCAGGAGACUUUGUUCUGUCUGUGCUGACCGAUGAUAUGACCAGUUCUGGUAGGAGGGUCUCCCAUAUCAAGAUCAUGUGCAAUAAUGACCGUUACACAGUAGGUGGUAAAGAGGUUUUUGACUCUUUGGCAGACCUUUUGGAGCAUUUCAAACGCAGUGGUAUUGAGGAAUUGUCAGGGACAAUGGUUUACCUCAAACAGCCUUAUUACUCCACGAGGUUGAACGCGGCUGAUAUUGAGAGCAGAGUACAGCAGCUCGACCAGACCUCAGGCAACAUGGACGGGGCCAAUAAAAAGAUUAAAGCUGGCUUCUGGGAAGAGUUUGAUGCGCUGCAGAAGUUGGAAACUAAGGUAACGAAGAGCAGAGAUGAAGGAAUGAGACCAGAAAACAAAAGCAAAAACAGAUACAAGAACAUCCUUCCCUUUGAUGAUACUAGGGUUAUCCUGGAAAACGCAGAUCCCAAUGUUGUCGGCUCUGAUUACAUCAAUGCCAACUACGUUGUAGUACGUGCACGACAUAAAUCACAACAUAAUCAUAAAUCUCUCAAAUUCUUUUUGUUAAAUCAUCUCUUUUCUCUCCUUCUCUCUCUUUCUAUAUGUCUGUGUUCACAGAAUAAAUUAAUGGAUAUUAAUUACCAGAAAGUUUACAUUGCUUGUCAAGGCUGCCUCGCAACAACUGUAAAUGAUUUCUGGCAAAUGGUAUGGCAAGAAAAGUCACGAGUAAUUGUCAUGACAACAAGGGAGGUUGAGAAAGGACGGAAUAAGUGUGUGCCAUACUGGCCUGCUACUGAAGGAGAUUCAAAGGAAGUAGGCAGAUAUGUGGUGACGUUACUGUCUGAGAAGGAUGCUGCUGAUUACAAGGUCAGAGUGAUGGAGCUCACAGCUCCACACCGGAAAGAGCCAGCUCGCACCAUUUGGCACUACCAAUAUUUGAGCUGGCCGGAUCAUGGCGUUCCACAAGAGCCUGGUGGAGUGCUUAGCUUUCUGGAGCAAGUCAACAUCAAACAGCACGAACUGUCUUCAACUGGACCUGCGAUCGUCCACUGCAGUGCUGGUAUUGGGCGAACGGGAACCAUUGUGGUAAUCGACAUGCUUAUAGAUAACAUUGAUGCUAAAGGUCUGGACUGUGACAUUGACAUCCAGAAGUGUAUUCAGAUGGUUAGAGAACAGCGGUCUGGCAUGGUGCAAACGGAAGCACAGUACAAGUUCAUCUACUUGGCUGUGCUACAGUAUAUAGAGUCGACGAAGGUCACACGAAGAGCUGUCAUGGAAACAGAAACUGAAUAUGGAAACCUCUCAAUUCAGUCCAAACACCAGAAGGCCAGUCGCAAAGCCUCUGCAAAAAAAAAUGAAGACGUUUAUGAGAAUCUAGGAGCAAAAGGAAAGAAAGAUGUCAAAAAGCAGCGAUCGGAGGAUAAAAAGAGUGGAUCUGUCAGGAAACGAUAAAAAUAGAAAAAAAGAAAGACGAUGAAAUUGAAUUUUGCUUCAUGAUUGUACAGCUAAUUUUUAAAUGAUUUUUCAGUGGUUUUAAAGAGAACUGAGCCAGGGUUUUACAGAGAUGCCAAACUAUUUGACCUUAUCAAACAGAUCUUGCUGUGUUUUUGUCCAUGUUUACUAGUUAAUAUUUUUUGUAUAUUUAGUAAACAUUUGUUAAGUAAAUUCACUAAGUUGUAAUUAAUAUAAAUCAUCGACUCGUUCUCAGUUUUAAUAAAAGUCAUGCCCAAAGACCUGGCCAUUAUGAUUAUCUGCUGUAAUAAAAUGAAGAAAUGAAA
This is a messenger RNA of Carassius gibelio (silver crucian carp), 2538 nucleotides long. Its product is annotated as tyrosine-protein phosphatase non-receptor type 6. The transcript is spliced from 16 exons. Gene Ontology annotation, molecular function: protein tyrosine phosphatase activity. Gene Ontology annotation, biological process: protein dephosphorylation. The record is from RefSeq and is a predicted model, not a curated record. The coding region runs from base 344 to 2212 and encodes 622 amino acids. NCBI's taxonomy places the organism in Eukaryota, Metazoa, Chordata, Actinopteri, Cypriniformes, Cyprinidae.